AUGGAUGUGGUAGGCGAAAAUGAGGCCCUGCAGCAAUUCUUUGAAGGCGCGCCGUUGGGAUCUCCAUGUCAGUGUGGCUUCGGUUCCUUGUCAGCUGGACAUGCUCAGUUUCAUGAAAAGGGAAAUAUGGCUGUAGUUUUCACACAUUUCAAAGCAUUUCCCAGGAGGGAGUAUGAGAAGAAUAAGGGCAGACCUGCUUAUUUACAGAAUCCAGAGGGCAGUCAGCAGCACCUUGAGAAAGUGCUCUUGGUAACACAAAAACAAAUUCAAAAGGAUUAUUUUGGGGUGUAUACAACAGUUCAUCAUAUAAUUGGAGUAAAAGUAGCACAAGCAGGCCUCAGUAAGGCUCAGGGAGCCAACGGGACUCUGGAGAACCCAGCUCUUGAUACAAGUCUGUUGGAGGAGUUCUUGGGCAAUGACUUUGAUUUUGGGGUCUUGCAACGCCGACUCCCAGAUACCCCACCCUAUUCUGCUUCAGACCCAUGCUCGCCUCCACAGGUCAAAGGUGCAUGCCACUGGACACUCAGGCCUACAGUUGGGAGGACUCCAGCUACUUUACUCCCCUCUGCCACCACCCCUGGGAUGCCACCUGCACACCUGCCACAGACCUUCUCUGGAAUGGGCGACUCUGGCCAAACCCACGGCGGAUUUCAUAACUGCUACCCAAACACCAGUCAUCCCGCUACCCCUCUGGACCAAUCUGUGUCCGCCCGUCCGGGCAUAAGUUGUUCUUAUCAUCAGCAACCUAUGUGCCACAACCCAGGAGCUUCAUUGCCUCCAACCAAGAAGAGAAAGCACACAGAGGCACUGGAGGACUCAGGGAACUGCCGAGUGUGGGCCCACCACUCCAGACCAAUGGCAAGUGGGAGUCACAGCAAUGAAGUACAGGACCACGACAGUGAGGGACAGAAAGGGUUGCCUGUGGACCUGUGCGCUUCUGCUCUGAAGUGGCAGCCGUACCGAAGUGUGCCUUGGCAUAGCUUACUAAACAGUCAUUACGAAAAACUACCUGAUGUGGGUUAUCGAGUUGUAACAGACAAAGGAUUUAAUUUUUCACCAGCAGAUGAAGCUUUUGUUUGCCAAAAGAAGAACCAUUUUCAGAUAACUAUCCACAUUCAAGUUUGGGGAAGUCCAAAAUUUGUUAAAACUCAAAUGGGCCUAAUACCAAUAGAAAUGUUUUACUUGAAAGCUUUUGGAAUUAAGGUAGAAGCUACCAAUCAAAUAAUUGCUAUUGAACAAUCCCAAGCAGACAGGAGCAAAAAGAUUUUCAAUCCUGUUAAGGUCGACAUACUGUCUGACCAGGUCACCAAAGUAACACUGGGAAGAUUACACUUCAGUGAAACAACAGCAAAUAAUAUGAGAAAGAAGGGAAAACCAAAUCCUGACCAGAGAUACUUCAUGUUGGUGGUUGGACUGUAUGCUGCUAACCAAGACCAGUUCUAUCUGUUGACUGCCCACAUCUCUGAAAGGAUCAUUGUAAGGGCCUCUAACCCUGGGCAGUUUGAAAAUGACAGUGAUGCAUUAUGGCAGCGAGGACAAGUUCCAGAAUCUGUUGUCUGUCAUGGUCGAGUAGGAAUAAACACAGAUGCACCGGACGAAGCCCUGGUUGUCUGUGGCAACAUGAAAGUGAUGGGGACAAUCAUGCAUCCCUCUGACAGCCGAGCAAAGCAGAAUAUCCAGGAGGUUGACACAAAUGAACAGCUGAGAAGAAUAGCCCAGAUGAGAAUUGUUGAAUAUGACUACAAACCUGAAUUUGCAUCUGCCAUGGGAAUAAACACUGCCCAUCAAACAGGAAUGAUUGCCCAGGAGGUGCAAGAGAUCCUGCCCAGAGCCGUAAGAGAGGUUGGUGACAUCACCUGCGAAAACGGAGAGAAGCUGGAGAGCUUUCUCAUGGUGGAUAAGGACCAGAUCUUUAUGGAAAAUGUAGGUGCAGUGAAGCAGCUCUGCAAACUAACUAACAACCUUGAAGAAAGAAUAGAAGAGUUAGAAAUAUGGAACAGAAAGCUGGCCAGGCUAAAGAGGCUCAGUAGCUGGAAGUCCUCAGUCAGUGAAGCAAGCUCAAUCAGCAAAUUUAGCAGAGCUGUUAGUGCAUCUUCUCCAAGGAGGACCGUUCACAAAAAACCCAACAAGGUUUAUUUUUCAGGAAAAAGACAGUCGUGUCCUAACUGGCUUUUCCAGACCUUGGUUAUAACUCUAAUUGCUGUGAUGGCAUUUUGUGCCUUGACAAUAGUCUCCCUUUACAUACUUAGCCUAAAAGAUCAAGACCGACGUGCCCCAAAUCUCCCUCCAAGCAAUAUUACGAGCUCUCAGGAGCCUUUUCUGCCACCCACAGCCUCCUCCUCAGUGCCUAAUACAUCCCUGAUGACUACACAGAUCUCCUUACAAGUACCUGAAAUUACUUUCUGUGAAAUUCUGCCAUGUCAGGAGACUUAUUGCUGCCCCAUUUGGGGAAUGAAAAAAGUCUUUUCAAGUCCUGUGCAAAGACAAUCUGAGAAGAAGGAAUUCCACCAGAGGCAAUGGUCAGAAUACAAAAGCAAAUCAUUCCUGGGUAGAGAUGCAGAUGCGUUCACCAGCUCUGACUGGGGGAGUGACUGGAUUGAUACUACCAUCAGUUCUAUUCAGAUUAUGGAAAUCCAGCAAAUAAUAGACCAUCAGUAUUGCAGUAGAAGCCUCCGGUGCGGGCCUGGAAAUUACAAUUACAAUAUUCCUGUUAAUAAGCACACACCCACCAAUGUCAAAUUCUCCCUGGAAAUAAACACAACAGAGCCAUUGAUAGUCUUCCAGUGCAAAUUCAGCCUUGGAAAUAUAUGUUUCCAUAGUAAAAGGGAAGCCAAAGGGAUCCAAAGCCAUAGACAAGUCUCCCAGGAGAUGACACAGGGCUAUCAGCACAUUUGGAGUCUCCCCGUGGCCCCAUUCUCUGACAGCGCAUACCACUUCCGUGUCGCUGCCCCGGAUCUAGCUGACUGUUCAACUGAUCCUUAUUUUGCUGGGAUAUUCUUCACAGAUUACUUUUUUUACUUCUAUCGACGCUGUGCCUAAUUUAUUCAAGUUUGGGGACAUUAUCAAAGAAAAAUGCUCAGAAAUACAGUUAACGGAAACAUCCUCUGGCAUCUUCUUUUCUGUAAAACAUUCACAUUUAUCGCUGAAGGACUUUUUCAGACUUUUGCUUCCAAUGGUUUUGAGUCAUUAAUGAGGAGAAUAAACUGUUUGCUGAAACUUGAAA
This is a messenger RNA of Carlito syrichta (Philippine tarsier), 3223 nucleotides long. RefSeq names its product myelin regulatory factor-like (gene MYRFL). Bases 1 to 3039 code for a protein of 1012 amino acids. The transcript is spliced from 27 exons. The record is from RefSeq and is a predicted model, not a curated record. Gene Ontology annotation, molecular function: sequence-specific DNA binding; DNA-binding transcription factor activity. Lineage: Eukaryota; Metazoa; Chordata; Mammalia; Primates; Tarsiidae. Gene Ontology annotation, cellular component: endoplasmic reticulum membrane; nucleus. Gene Ontology annotation, biological process: protein autoprocessing; positive regulation of DNA-templated transcription.